Molecule: messenger RNA, 7109 nt
Organism: Leguminivora glycinivorella
Lineage: Eukaryota; Metazoa; Arthropoda; Insecta; Lepidoptera; Tortricidae
Gene: raskol
Product: ras GTPase-activating protein raskol
Exons: 18
Coding region: 211-5595 (1794 amino acids)
Biological process (GO): regulation of GTPase activity
Source: RefSeq, a predicted model, not a curated record
CGGUCAUUGCGCGACCUGCUACGCGCACCUCCAUCGCGCGCCGAUCGAAACGAAUUUAUGACAGAAACAAACGAGUGUCAGUGCUGUGUGUGACUACCGUAGGAUUUGGGUGAGAACAAUGAAACUUUUGCACGCAUUCCAUAAUUAAGGUAUCAUGUGACCGCAAGAUGGUCAGUUUAUAACCCAAAGUAGGAGUGAUGGUGAUCAAUAAUGCCGGAUUGGCGUUACAACGUGCUGUCGGCGAACGAAGCGUACAUAGACGCGAAGGAAACGCCGCCGCGGGACCCUCUCGCGGCCAGUUACCCGCGGCGCGCUGAUCGCACUCGACCCGCCCACACAUGCCCCUACACCACUAUAUUCCUCGGAGCUCGUUCCCAUCAAACUCCUCAACGCUUACAAACCCGGCAGAGCGAUGCUGGCGACCCGUACGCAGACGCCUACUCCGUGGACCGUUCCUCUAAUCUCACCGACACUUCGAGCUUUGCCCAUUAUGAAGACUGUCGACCGCAGUUAGAAGGCGUAACUAAAGAUGUAGACGACACAUAUACUGGAGAAAUAUUAACAGACGGAAAGGUGACACUGCAGGUGCAAAAAGUGCCAUACACUUCCAGUGUGUUUUAUGUGUCGGCAAGGACAGCUUCAAAAACAGAAGAUGUAGAAGGCAAUGAUUUGUUUGUGGUCGAAGGGUCGGAUUCCGAUGCAUUAUCGUCCUGCACUUGUGACAGCUUUGAGCGAUGUGAAUUUGACUGCCGGGAUUUUGAGCCAUUUUCCGACACAUGUUGUUGCGACCCACUCAGUGACGAAGUUUGCAGUCGCAGCCCUAAAGAUGUGGAGUCGCCUGAAAGCUUUUGUGAUCGUGAGGUGGAGGAAGAUAAGGUUUCAGUUCGCAGCGACAUGGAUGGACUCGAUCUAGCUCUUUUCGAACCGGCGGCAACCGACUGCCUCGAUUACGAAAAUGACCCUCCGGUACUUAAAAGCGCACCGAUACCGAGUGCGCUCUGUGGAGUACUGUACGCGCUUCCGCACACUAGCAACGACACCGCUCCGAGCGCAGGCAGCGGCGCCGUUGUAGGUGUGCCGCCGUCAUGGGAGCCCUUCUACUGCGUGCUGCAGCAGGACAGACGGGUCCUCACAGCAUACACUAGCGAGGAGCUUGCUACAAACAACAACAACAAUAACAAUGCAGAGUACACAAGAAGUUUGCCUCGAGUGCGGCUCGAUGGCGGAGGUCAAGUUGCGAACGGUAACGCCGCGUCGCGACUCCGGUGCUGGGCCGCACCACCCUCCAUUACCGAGGAGGAAGCUGAGGACGAAAUCGAAGAAGACGCCAUCUCAUUGAGAGCGUUGCCUGUGCAAGACACAUCAUACGAGAAAGCAUGUCGUCGGGGCUCCGCGCCCAGCACGCCCGUGCCCGGAGCGCAGGCGCAACACAGCCCCUCAAGACUAGCCUCCUUCUUCUUCUCGAAGCGGUCCUUCCGCAACAACCCGCUCAAGCGCACCAAGUCAGCCACCAAGCUGGAGCGCGACCGUGCGCUGCAGGCGCCGCCCACGCACCCCGCCUCACACGCUUUGAGGACUUCCAGAUCGCACGAGAGUUUACUAUCGGCGCACUCCCCUGCUGUUUCCACCAUGGAUUUGGGGCCGCCAAAUCAGGUGGAAAUACGUGCGUUGCACUCGUCGGUGCUAGGCCGGCCACAUUGCUUCGCCCUAAGCGCUGAGAAUCGCGCUCCUCGAUAUUUCGCUUGCGCCUCGAGAAAGGAACGUGACCGUUGGAUUUACAGUCUGCGGCAGGCUGCGCGGCCUGACGAGAUGCGCACGCGGCGCUGUGAGCGGUCGGUGAAGCUGUGGCUGCUCGAGGCCAAGGCAAUCCCGCCCAAGAAGCGCUACUACUGCGAGAUAUUGCUCGACGACACGCUUUACGCGAGGUCGUCGUCGAAACUGAAGUCGGAGCUGUGCUUCUGGGGCGAGGUGUACGAGUUCACCGGCCUCCAGGCGGUGCGCGCGAUCAACGUCAACGUGUACCGGGAGCCCGAGCGGCGCAGCCGCAAGCGGGACAAACACGCGCUUGUCGGCACAGUCCGCAUCCCGGUCGACGACGUAUCCUCACGAUACCUCAACGAGCGCUGGUACCCCCUCUCCGGGGGCGACAAGCCGCAAUCGCCUGGGGGGCGCGCCCCUCCGCCCCCCGCGCCCGCGCUCCGCAUCAAGUGCCGGUAUCAGAGCGUGGACGUUCUGCCCCUAGACCACUACGCGAGGUUCCUGGACUAUCUCAAGAGGAAUUACAAGAGGCUAUGCGAGUAUCUGGAGCCGCAUAUAGGUGUAAAAGCCAAAGAGGACAUCGGUUGCGCACUGGUCCUGUGCAUGGCCGGCGCGGGGCUCGCGCCCCGGUACUUGGCGGACGUGGUGGCGCUGGACGUGCGAAGGACGGGCGACCACUCGCUCACGUUCCGAGGGAACUCGCUGGCCACCAAGAGCAUGGAGGCGUAUUUGAAACUGGUCGGAGAUCAGUAUCUGCAGGACACCCUAAGCGAAGCUGUGGCAGCGGCGGCCGGUCCCGGCGCGGCCGAGUGCGAGGUCGACCCCCUGCGAGCUGGCAGCGGCGCGGCGUUGCGACGUCAGCAGACCGCCCUGAGGGACGCGGUCACUCUAGCCUGGCGGGCCAUCGCUGGGUCCGCCCCCCGUUUCCCCCCGCCGCUACGAGACUGCUUCGCAACCUUCCGCGAGAGACUCACUGCGAUGGGCCGAGAGGACAUUUCAGACAAUUUGAUAAGUGCAUCCAUAUUCCUACGCUUCCUCUGCCCUGCAAUUCUGUCUCCAAGUCUAUUUGGGAUUACUCACGAGUACCCGAAUGAGCGAGCUGCCCGCAAUCUGACGCUUGUUGCCAAGACCCUGCAGACACUGGCGAACUUUACACGGUUCCAGGGCAAGGAGGCUUUCAUGGAGUUCCUCAAUGACUUCCUUGAACAAGAGGCGCCUAAUAUGAAGGCGUUCCUUAGAGCUAUUUCGAUGCGUCCACAAGAGCAAGCUCAGGAGGGCAGCAACCGAAACUCCUCUGCGUCACAGAGCUCCGUGGAAGCUGUGGAGGCGGACCCCGAGUGGGCACCACAUGUGGACCUGGGCAAGCAGCUGGCCACACUACACGCACUGCUGGUCGAUAGCCUGCCGAAACUGCCCGGUGGGAGGACUCAGGAGCUUGAACCACUGCAAGACAUCCUGGACGAACUGAGCAAGCGACUCGCGAGCACCGACAGCGGCGGCGUGGCGCACGUCGCCGACAACAUCUUCCGGUUCAACGACCCCACCUGCGCCACGCCCACCAGCAAGCCCGCCGAGCCCGCCGCCGCGCAGAACAGCUUCGCGCACAGCUCCCCCAUCAUGCCCAAGAGCGGCGUCCAGUUCAACAUCAGCCCCUCCAAAUCCAACGCCGAGGACUCCAAGUACAAAGGCGCGUACGCCGGCGGCAUGAAGUCGCCCGCCAACCUCCGCUCCGCCACGCUCCCCAGAAACGUGUACGCCUCCAGCCCCGUGCAGAACGUCAACCCCGACCGCUACAGCUCCCAGUACAACAACCAGGAACACUGCGUCAACCUGAAAGUCGUCCAGAUAGGAUUCGGCUCCGACCAGUAUCCCAAAGGCUUGAACAAUGGCGUCGGCGAGAGCCUCGAGCGCCGCAUGCAGGGCUACAAGCCCAGCAACUAUCAAUCCACUCACUUCCACAACGCCAACUACAACGGGACCGAGCGGUCGCCCAGCUCCGACAACAUUAACCAUAACUAUUGCUCCAAUGACAUGCAAAACCUCAUGAGGGACACCGCCACUCUUGAAGAGUUAUCAGACUUAUUAAAAUACGCCGACGAUUCUGAUAUCAUUGACGAAAAACUUAUUAUGAACAAAAAGACAUUGUCACAAACCCAGUCAAAUAACAAUAACAAUAUUGUCGUUAAUGGGAAUAAGGGUUAUGCUAAUAACGGAUCGAACGUUUCUAUCAGCGGGCUCUCGAACGUUGCGAGUUCCGGAUAUCAAAGCAUAGCCACCUACAGCCAAAGUUCUAGUCCCGUAGAAAACGCCGCCCAUCACCAUCAACCCUACGAGAACGGCGGCCAGCCCAUGAGCCGGUAUUCGCAACUCAACUACCAGAAGCAGCGGGACAAGCACUACUACGACAACAAGAACGACAAGUUCUAUCCAAAGAGUCAAGUGCAACAGAAAAUAGAGUACGACAUCCAAAAAUACGGCAUCCAGAAUUUCACAAUGCCCGACACCGCGCAGACCAACACGAGCGCGAACUCGAAGAUGGCUCCGCUCGUGUUCACCAACCCCGUCUACAACAUGGAGGACAGCCGUCAGACUCCGGAGAAGAAGAAAACCAAUGAGAACAGGAAUUCCAAGCGAUGUCCCUGUGGCUCGUCCAGUUCAUCGAUAGAUGAGGAGGUUCUGAGCACGGACAACGUGGAAACUAACUCCGAGGAGGGUUCUACAAACUUCAACGACGAAGGUAGAAGCUACGACCAGCAGAACCGCAACAACACCCACCGAAAGAUAACCAGAGAUUGUAAUUACGAAGACGUAUACCAAAGGAGCAACCACAGCCACUCGCCGCGCGUGCGCGACGACGAGUCCUCCAGCAACUCGCCGAGCCUGCGCAAGAGCAGCAAGACGCGCAUGCCGCGCACCAACCCCAUGCUCUCCUACUCCACCGGCCAGAGCGCGCCCAACUACAAGCACUUCGGCCAGCGCGGCGAGUCGCUCUACGAGAUCAAGCCGCACCACAUCUCCACCGAGGGCUACCCCAUGAGCCGCUCCGACUCCAACGUCGAGGAGGUCAACAAGGAGAUGUACCGGUUGCAGAUCUCGCGGAGUCAGAAGGCGUUGAGCAAUAUGGACAAUAUUAAGGUCUCGCCGGAGAAAUAUUCUGUAGGCGACGCCGCGUCCGAGACUAAUUAUCCCUUGGAUCGCGCGUAUUCUGCGGCUAAGAUGUCGAGUAGUCGAGUGAAUGAGGACCUGGACAGGCACCAGGAAUAUUAUAAUCAGAGGCGGGAGUCUCCUUCUCGAAUGGUGUUCAGUAGAGAGAGUCACUCGAGCGAGGCGAGCGAGCGCGCGGGUCGCGAGGCGCGCGAGUCCCGCGAGGCGGGGCCGGGCCGGGAGAAGCUGCAGCGGCGCCUGAGCCUGGAGUCGGCACGCGAGCUCACCGACAGCUCGGACGAGCUGGAGGACACGCUCUACAGCACCACGGGCCGUCGCCGCAACAAGCAUCACAGAACCAUCGAACAGUACGAGCGAGAGAUCGAUCGGCUAAAGAACUCCGUGGACCUACUGCGCGGGAGACUAGGCCCCGCCGAGCCGGGCCAAGACACUUCAGACACCAAGAUGAAAGCUAUCAUCACAAGGUUAAUCAGCGUUGAGGACGAGCUUCGUCGCGAGCAACGCAAGAUGGCCGCCGCGCUGUCACACAAGCAGCGCGUGAUCGAGGCUCAGGAGCACCGCAUCGCCGCGCUCGACGAGGCCAACACGCGUCUGCUCUCCGCGCUCGUGCACCUGCAGCAGCGCGCGCCGCACCCCACGCACAACCACAACCACCAGGAGCUGCAGAUAUAGACAGAUAUAAAACUAGAUUAUCUCUACUGCACCUUUAGCACAUGAUUGGCGACUACGUCUUCUUCUAAUCGUAUUAAUGACAUAAGGACGAGUAGUCUAUCUCUCGGCGACAUACUCUCGCGUCAAUCAUAUGCUAACCCUGCAGUUCUAUUCACUUGGGAACAGUUGCACCGACCGUAAAGACCCAUUCAGACGGCGCGAGAACUAGAGUAUAAUUGAUCGGUGUGCUGGAUUGUAUUUAACCUGAACAGUCAGCAUAUAAAUGAGCCUUUGGUCAUUGAUCAGAUUGAUCGACGUCGAAGAGUAUCAAAGUAAAGUUGGAAGCGAUUUUGACACGCCGGUGCAAAUGUUAUUUUACACAUCACUAAUUUGCUAUGAAAAUCAUUGCCAACUUCGCUAAGUAUGUCUCCUUGGGAUUUCCAUAAUAUUUUUAGCGAACGUUUUAAGGGUGUCUGACGGUUUGGUGCAAUUGACCCUUACCUUGUCACUCGCCGACGCCUAUCGACAGCGAUUAUUAUGUCAACGAAUAUCUAAUUUCUAAUGAUCUGAAACUUCGGCUGUUUGUAAAAUACAUUCACAAAAUAACCAUCGAAUCAUCUGAAGACACUAUGUCUUAUAGAAAUAUGCGUUCUACAACUAUUUAAACGAUUGUAUCAGAGUGAGCACACAACAGUUAUAUUACUCGCAAACAUACAGAUUACCUUUAUUGACUUCAUGACUACUUAUCAACUUCAAUCUACUAUCAAUGCAUAAUGGUCAGGUGAAAUGGUAAUUUUUAAUUAUGUGUCUACAAACAUUAAUCGUACUAGUCUAAAUGUUUUAAAUGUCUUUUAAUAGAUAUAAGGCUUGGAAUUACAAUGUCGGAUAUAUUUAAUUGUCUAAUCCACCGAAUCGCUUGAAAUGGAUUGAAAACCAUCAUGUAUUGCUAUUUACUGUUGGAGUUGAUAAAUGUUAAGACAAAUUUAAAUUAAGUAAAUGUUUUACGUAUACGUGUUUAAUCAGAUUGAAGUCAGUAGUGCAUCCGUGUAAUAGAUAGUAACUUCGCGUCGGUGUAUGUUUCCUUGCCCGUACCGUACUUAUUGUAAAAUGUUCCGCUGAGUUGUGGCGCUGUCGUGGGGAUAUAACAACAUGUUAACAAAUAUAAGCCUAGAGGCAUUAUCUUUAUUAUUAUUUAUAUAUGUAUAUAUACUUAUAUUAUAAACUUUUGUUGUAGGCUUCGUGCACAAACCGUUCCACUGUCCGUCUUGUUUUACAUCUGAUAUUUUAUGGUUUUUUAAUUCUAUAUUUUAUUAAUUUUUAUAUGAAUGUAAUGUUGCACAAUUUAAAAACAAUCUUAGUGUACCUAAUGUUGGCGUGCUAAAUCAGUUUUUCCACCGACCAUGUAAACCAAUAGUACAUUGUGCAACAAGGGGAGGAAGUUGAAUAUUACUAACGAGAGUAAGUUAAAUCGCGACAGGUUGCCGAAGCGAUUUAAAGACUCGAGUUAGUAAUAUUCAUACUCCCCGAGUUACACA